Molecule: messenger RNA, 2010 nt
Organism: Emericellopsis atlantica
Lineage: Eukaryota; Fungi; Ascomycota; Sordariomycetes; Hypocreales; Bionectriaceae
Exons: 2
Coding region: 466-1878 (470 amino acids)
Biological process (GO): regulation of exit from mitosis; maintenance of rDNA
Source: RefSeq, a predicted model, not a curated record
GCCGUGCGCGUCAGCAAGCAGAACAUACCUCGUCGCCAAUGACGGCAAGAAAUUGGCGGUCUUUGUAGUCGGCGUUGGAGGAAGCCAUGAUCGUAUGGUGAGGUUGUGGUAUCAAAGGCUAAGGAGCGGGAAUCGCUCGUUCGCUUAUGUCGCAGCUUGACAUGCUGGAGGUCCUGUUGCGUUACCUUGCCCGGUACGUACCUCACCUUGGGUGCAGCCAAUCCGCCCCGCAAAGUGGAGCCCUUUCUGGUGAGCUCCAGGUCCAGCUGCGAACAAAGAAAUCUGAAUGACUGCCACUCCCUUUCACAACAACCAGGUGUGCCAUCUCGUACUCCACGCUGACGGUUCGACCAUCGCCACCUGGCUUCAUCGAGGGUGUACUGACCAGUUGCUACGCAGCUAGGGGUCUUUUCUCAUCGCUUACAUGUGCUCGUAAGAUCGCAACGCGCCAUUCGACACGCGACGAUGCCGCGCCUAAUCCGACGCAAGCCGUUCGUCGAACGCAUGAAGGGCUACCUCAACCCGAUGGACUGGUGGCUUUGGGCAUCUGAGGAGAUGGAGACCAGCGACUGGGAUUCUGACUCUUCGGGAUACGGCAUCGGCCUAACGCUCAACUUCAUCUUCCUACUUGCUCGCGCAAAUUCCGGUCCUUCGACAUCGAACGACGAUAUCUUUGGGGAUGGCACUGGUCCAGGAUGGCUUUCCUGGCUUGUUCAUCCUCUAGUAUGGGUUCUAGUUGCGAUCUCUCUCGUGAACGGCUUCGAUACGAUGGCCCGGACCCGCAAGUACCGACUGUUCUCCGCCAACGUCGAGGUCAAGCCUGCUACGUCCUCUGUCCAGCGCGUAAAGAAGGAUUCGUCGCCUGCAGGCUCCUCUCCUCUACGCUACCUUGGCCAAAUGCUUGCGCCUGAAUCGGCCGAUGCUCGAGCACACCCGGAUAAGAACGAGGAUGUCUGGGAGCUGUCGAUAUGGGACCCACGAGCUUUCUCUCUAUGCAUAUUCUCGGUGUUCAGCCCUGGUCAUGUGCUGGUCUACUGGCUGUUUCUUCCGAUAGGAUCGCUCGACACACAGCCUAGCGUGACGGUGUUCACGACUCUUCUGCUUCAGGCUGUACUCUCGGCGCAGAUCGUGAUUGGAAAAUCGUUGUUCACACAGCAGGCUAAGGACCAUGCCAUCAUCCAAAAGGAGGUGUUCCACGAAUACGACUCGCAAUACGUGCACCCGCGCAUGCACCCCGUCGUGAGAGAUGUUGGUACACAAGUGUCGGAGCAACAGCCGCCCAACGCUCGAGAAUUCGUCGAAGUCGGGACGCCGACCACAUUUAUCAACGCCGGCUUCUACAGCAGGAGCCAAACUCGCGCCACGCCAGAUCAGUUUACACCCAGUCGUACAAAUGUUCUGGGCUCCCAGAUGUUCACACCAAAGAACAUCGGCCGGCAAUCCGACGUGCCUCAGUCUGCUACACAGUCCCGGCCUUCACCGUCGCGCAAGAGCAUGCCUGCGAAUUACUCCAGCAGCUCUACCUCGGUGCAACCGCUCCCGCUUUCUUCGACCACGGCGAAUCUCAGCAGUAAGGGUGGAUACCUGGGCGCCUACUCACACGAAAGGUCGCCUUUGAAGCACUCUGCUAGUCUGGGAAGGCUCAACAGCUCCCACAAUGUCGAGUCGCCCCGCAAUUCACGCGAAAUGGCCGCAUACGAGACGGAGAGGAGUGAGAUGGGCAAGCAGAACGUGAUUGUCAAGAACAGUCCGGCGCGGAUCUCAAGCACUCCAGGCUACUCUAGGCCCAAUCCUUUUGUUGGCCAGGCUCGGCCAGAGGCGUCCCGUACCACCGAAGCGAAGGAGAGGUUCCCGAAGAUGCGAGGAGCAUACUAUUAAUGGACCAUUUUGCACGAUUGAGAUACACGGCGUUUUGGGGUUGUGUUUCCACAUUGGUUGGAGUUGAUACGGACGCCCUGUGGUAAAGGCUUGGAUCUUUCGUCACUGCAUACGGUAGCAUCAACACCGGAC